This is a messenger RNA of Amaranthus tricolor (Joseph's coat), 3397 nucleotides long. Its product is annotated as pentatricopeptide repeat-containing protein At3g18020. The transcript has 4 exons. Gene Ontology annotation, molecular function: protein binding. The record is from RefSeq and is a predicted model, not a curated record. The coding region runs from base 416 to 2434 and encodes 672 amino acids. Lineage: Eukaryota; Viridiplantae; Streptophyta; Magnoliopsida; Caryophyllales; Amaranthaceae.
GGGUACUUAUUUUUUGAUUCUUUUUGUUAAAAUUGUUCACUUUCAAAUUUUCUCAUAAACAUUAGACUAACCCACCGCCGAAAAUAUGAGUCAUUCAAUUCGUGAUUCGUGAAUUUCCUUUCUAAUUUGUUCCAACUUCUCCCUGCUGUCAAAUUCCCCCUCCCUAUUCCUUUCCUAAUUCCCGCCUGAAUCCGAACUUACCAUGGAUGCCAAAUCUGUGGCUCCUUUCAUUAAUGGAGACACCUCCAUCUUCUUCACUAACCCAAUCAUGUCGAAUCAUGGUCAAAGCAAUAUCUAAUUCUUAGGUAUGGAAUUUUUGAAAAUCAAUUUUUAAUUUACUACCACUAAUGUGUUCAUUGUGUAUUUGUGUGGAAAAUUGCCCAAUUUCAGUUUUGUUUGAAGAAAUUAAAAGGCAAUGAAUCGAAUCUUAACUGUUCGCUGUCAAUUAAAUGCAAAACCGAAAUUGGAAUUGUAUAGAAAAGCAAUUAGAUUUUCAAACCAUAUGCAAGCGCAGAAAUCAGUGGAAAAAAUCGAGGAAGAAGACAUUUUGAGUGGUGAAAGCAUAGAAAAUGGGGCAUUUUGGACUAGAAAGAUUCAUAAACUAUGCAUUGAUGGAAAUGUUGAUAAGGCCCUUCGUCUGUUGGGUCGCCUUCGCCUCCAUGGAUAUCGUCCACACUCGCUAAAUCUAAGCAGUAUAAUCCAUGCCCUUUGUUGGUCCCAACGCUAUGCUGAGGCUCAUCAGCGGUUCCUAUUCUUUAUUGCUUCUCAAUGCAUCCCGGAUGAGCGCACUUGCAAUGUUCUCAUUGCUCGAUUACUUGAUUCUCGUACUCCACAUGUUACAUUUCAUUUGGUUCGACAAUUGAUCAAUGUAAACCCCGAGUUUGUUCCCUCUUUGAUGAAUUAUAAUCGUUUAAUUGAUCAAUUUUGCAAACUCCCAGAGCCUCGUGUAGCUCAUAGAAUUUUGUUUGAUAUGCUUGAUAGGGGUCAUUGUCCUACUGUUAUUUCCUACACUACUUUGAUUAACGGGUACUACACGUAUGGUGAAAUGGGCGCAGCAUUUAAGGUUUUUGAUGAGAUGUCUGAGAAGGGUGUAACCCCUAAUUCGUUGACUUAUAGUGUUUUGCUUGGUGGGGUUUUGGUCAAUGGUGAUGCACAGCUCAGGAAGGACUUGAUGAGUAAACUCUGGGAGCAGAUGAUAAAUGUUGAUAAUCCCUCAAUCAACUGUGCUGCCUUUGCCAAUCUUAUUAAUUCUUUGAGUAAGGAAGGAUAUUUUGAUGAAAUUUUCGAAAUUUCUGAGGAUAUGCCUCAAGGUAGUAGUAUUCCUACGGAAUUUUCUUAUGCUCAAAUGGUAGAUUCUUUGUGCAGAGCUGGUAGGCAUCAUGGGGCAUCAAGGAUAGUGUAUAUAAUGAGAAAAAAAGGUUAUAAACCAAGCAUGGCAGCAUAUAAUUCUAUCAUUCACGGAUUAAGCAAGGAUGGGGGAUGUAUGAGGGCUUUCCAACUAUUUCAAGAAGGAAUUGAAUUUGGUUAUGUUCCAUCUGAAUAUACGUACAAGAUCUUGGUAGAAAGUCUUUGUCAAGCUGGUGAUAUAUACAAGGCAAAGGAGGUACUGCAAUAUUUUCUCAAUCAGAAAACUGCAGACCAAACAAGAAUCUAUAAUAUCUAUAUCAAAGCUCUUUGUUUUAUCGACAAUGCAACGGAGCUCCUAAACACGCUUAUUUCCAUGCUUCAGGCGCAAUGUAAGCCUGAUUUGAUCACUCUAAAUACUGUUAUUAAUGGGUUAUGCAAGAUGGGAAAGAUUCAUGACGCUAUGGAAGUAUUUAAUGACAUGAUACUUGGCAAAUUUUGUGCACCUGAUGUCAUAACAUUUACUACUAUUAUUCGUGGGUUAUUGAAUGCUGGAAAAACCAAAGAAGCUCUUGUUCUGUUGCAUGAGAAAAUGCCUGAAAGACAUCUUGUACCAAGUGUUGUAACUUAUAAUGCUGUUAUUCAAGGGUUAUUUAAGCUUCAAAAGGCUAAUGAAGCUAUGGAGAUUUACAGAGCCAUGGUUCUCCAAGGUGUGAUUGCUGAUAGCACCACACAUACUAUUAUCAUUGAUGGGCUUUGCGAGGCUGGUAGUUUAGAUGAGGCCAAAAGAUUUUGGGAUGAAAAAAUAUGGCCCUCCAAGAUUCAUGACCACUUUGUUUAUGCUUCCAUUCUGAAAGGGUUUUGCCGAUUGGAUAGAUUCGAUGAGGCUUGUGACUUCUUAUAUGAACUAGUAGACUGUGGGGUGUCACCUAAUAUUUUCAACUACAACAUUUUACUUGAUACCGCUUGUAACUUGGGUUUGAAGAGGCAAGCUUAUCAAAUAGUGGGAGAGAUGAGGAAGAAUGGGUUAUCUCCAGAUGCUGUCUCUUGGAGGAUCCUUGACAAAUUACACAAAAAUUCACAACUAUAAAAACAAGUGAAAAAUAUACAUGCUGAUGUGGAAACUGCUGAGGGAAGGAUUUCAGAAUAAAAGUAGGCGGAGAUAUGAAAAUGCUAUCAUCAGUUUUUGCUUCUGGACGGAAGAAAUGAAAAUGAAAGGCUUUCAGCUCAUAUAUGUGUAUCUCUGACCAAAGUCUGAAGGGUUUUGCAUCAUUGAUCGAAUCAAGAAACAUAAUAGUGUGCCCCCAUCUGCUCAGAGAAGGGCUAUUAGAGGGCCGACUUGUUCAACAAUUCUUCGACUGAAGUUCAUAGAUGCCCAAUAUUUGUUCAGAAAUCUGUAAUCUAUUACACUGGCAGAUGUAAUGAAAUUGUUCCGAUUUAGAUGGAAUGGGCACAAGUGAAUUUAGGUAUAUUUAUCCUUGAGGAAAUCGUUACUUACUUUUUUAAGUAUUUUAUGCCCAAUAUUUCAAUCUAUAAUCUUUUUUGUAUCAUGUCACAUUCAGAAAGUUAACGUUUCCUAUGAUAAAUGUAGAUGAUCGGAUACUCAAUAUCCCAUGUAUUUGGGAUCAUUGUUUAGACAUUUUGUUGAUUUGAUAGCCUAUGCUCAUUUAUACAUGUAAACGUUAAACACAUUUUGAUGUUGGACGUAUUUUUCAACAAUCAAGUGGUCAUGACUCAAUACUAUGUAUAACUCUACAACUGAAACCAAUCUCCAGUGCAAUUUGAAAGUACAAGUGUACGUAACUUUCAGAGAGCAACCUAGAAAAUAUUUCUCCCUUUUGGUCUCAAAAAAUAGCAAAAAAAAAAAAAAAAGAAAGGAAAAAAAAACAGUAUUAAAAUAAUAGAAUGUUGAUGGUGGAAAAGUUGAAAAUUUGAACUCAAUCUAAAACCUUAGGUGGAGCUACUAAGGUCCUAUUUAGUUCAACUAAUUUUUACUGAUUUAAUUGAUUUUUAAAGAAAACUAAUUUUUACUAAUUAUAAUUAAUAUUAUUGA